Messenger RNA from Ostertagia ostertagi, 1266 nucleotides. Lineage: Eukaryota; Metazoa; Nematoda; Chromadorea; Rhabditida; Trichostrongylidae. The record is from the annotation of a GenBank genome assembly.
AUGAGAGGCUUGGGUGCCACGGUGUUGCUUGGAUGUCGCUCGUGCCAUUUUGGUGUUCGCCAUGCAUCAACCUCGCAGUUUUAUGACGCUGUAAUAGUAGGUGGCGGAAUGGUGGGCAAUGCAAUGGCGUGUACAUUAGGGCUUAAUCCACAGCUAUCCUCAAAACGUAUCCUUCUACUGGAAGCGGGAAAACCUAGUCCAUUACCGAAGUCGCCGCCAGAAUUCUACAGCAAUCGUGUCUCCGCGGUCGGACCUGCAGCUGUACAUUUAUUCAAAAAGAUUGCAUAUAUUAUUGAAAACAAUGCUAUUGUCGGCGCAUUAUACGACAGGAUAAGAAAUGGUUGCCCUACGGUUGAAGUAAAAGCCGAAGCUUCCGUCAAAAACUGCAGAGUGCUCCCGUCUUGCUUCGAUCUCGGCGUUACGAAGACGGGACCAGCGGUGAAGAAAUUGCCUGACUAUCAAGCUUUUAUAGGCGCUGAUGGAGCAAAUUCGAAGGUUCGCCAGUCUAUGGGUGUGAACUACACGGCCUUCAAAUACAACCAAAGUGGUGUUGUGGCCACACUUGUGGUCGAGGCAUCUGGACAAAACGAUGUAGCGUGGCAACGUUUUUGUCGCGCAGGACCGAUAGCUUACCUUCCUUUGACCUCAAAUCUUUCAUCUCUAGUAUGGACCACUUCAACGGAGCAUGCAGAACAGCUGCUUUCACUGACAAAGGAAGAGUUUGUUGACGAACUCAAUCGCUCAAUGUUCAGGGAAGAUGACCAGAACGACUUCGUCAACAAAUCGUUAUUCCUUCUUUCAAAGAUGCCAUUUGUCUCGGAAGAGAUAGCCACUUCUCCUGUUCCUCCACACGUUGUCACUCUUCAAGGAGACAGCCGUGCAGCCUUCCCACUCGGCUUCGGACAUUCUCAUACAUAUGUGCUACCGCGAUGUGCGUUAACAUACUUGAAAGAGUUUGACACAAGUGCACAACGACAUAAUCUUCCUGUCAUGGUCUUGUGCGAUUGGCUAAAUCGUUUGUAUCGAACGAAUGCUGCUCCGAUUGUGAUGCUCCGAUCGCUGGGUCUUGCUGCAUUCAAUAAAUUAUCUCCAGUAAAGGUGCGUGCGUUAACAUACUUGAAAGAGUUUGACACAAGUGCACAACGACAUAAUCUUCCUGUCAUGGUCUUGUGCGAUUGGCUAAAUCGUUUGUAUCGAACGAAUGCUGCUCCGAUUGUGAUGCUCCGAUCGCUGGGUCUUGCUGCAUUCAAUAAAUUAUCUCCAGUA